Molecule: messenger RNA, 1247 nt
Organism: Nezara viridula (southern green stink bug)
Lineage: Eukaryota; Metazoa; Arthropoda; Insecta; Hemiptera; Pentatomidae
Source: the annotation of a GenBank genome assembly
AUGAAACAUCUGGUUGUUUUAGACUGAUUUUUUAACCAUUUUAUAAAAAUUAGAUCGGACUAAAGUUUUAUUUGUUUACUUACUAAUUGAUUUGAACGAGCAUAGAAUAUAUUGUGAACUUUGGUGCCUUUUCAUUUUAAAAACUUAAGGGAUCUAUCGAAAUCACAUUUUUUUUUUAAAUAUAUCAUUGUCUAAAUUCAUUUACAUAUUGGAAAUAUAUUUCUUAAAACGUGAUUUUUUUUUUUUUGGAAUAAGUAAUUGUGAACAUCAACAAACAAGUAUUCUUUGGCAGAUGAAAACCUCCUGAACUUUGCUUGACUGAACGAUUCAAUUUUUGCUAGUGUGUUCAAUAGUCACCUGAUCUGUGUUCUGGACCUAAUAUUUCUUUAUUCUAUAAUUUAACUCUGCACAAGCAUCAAAAUGUUGGAACCGAUAAGGCAUGCUCUUGACUUUCAGAGAAUUGUAUUAGCGAGUGUUUCUCCAAGGAGAAGUGAAAUAUUACAUACUGUAGGGCUUAAUUUUGAAAUCAUGCCAUCAUUAUUUGAAGAAGAUUUAGAUCCCCGUAAAUUUCAGUCACAUGGAGAUUAUGCUGUUGAAACGGCCUACAGGAAAGUGCUUGAUGUAUCAGAAAGAUUAUCUAAUGAUCCAAAUCCUCCAGACAUAAUAAUAGGUGCUGACACUGUUGUCUCUCUUGAUGGAAAAAUAUAUGGAAAACCUGAAGAUGCUAAAAUGGCAUACAAAUUUCUAGAACAGUUAAGUGGUCGACAACACACAGUACAUACAGGAGUUGUGAUUAAGACAAAAGAAGCAACAAUUAAGUUCUUUGAAUCUACUAAUGUGCAAAUGGCUUAUUUGGCAGAGGAUGUGAUUCGAGGUUACAUUAGAACUAAAGAACCUCUCGAUAAAGCAGGUGGUUAUGGAAUUCAAGGUUUUGGAGGAAGUCUAAUUGAAAAAAUAGAUGGUGACUUCUAUAACGUUAUAGGAUUGCCAUUGUACAGCUUUUGUAAACAUUUAAGAUGGCUAUAUGAUGAUAAGCUGAAGAGAAUAGAACUGUCCAAAACGAUUGGCCCAAUGGCAGCUUUUGAUGUCUUGUCCGAAGGUAAUAAAAAUCUGAAGAAGACCUCUCAACUGACAACUUCUCAACCGAAAACAAGUAUGAAAGUAUUAAACGUCAAAAGCCGAGAAAAACCAACCAAGACAGCUCCUUCAUGAUUAAAUAAAUUAUAAUAAAAAAAAUUCAGAUGAAA